This is a messenger RNA of Ananas comosus (pineapple), 1415 nucleotides long. RefSeq names its product protein TRIGALACTOSYLDIACYLGLYCEROL 3, chloroplastic. Gene Ontology annotation, molecular function: ATP binding; ATP hydrolysis activity. The transcript has 11 exons. The record is from RefSeq and is a predicted model, not a curated record. Lineage: Eukaryota; Viridiplantae; Streptophyta; Magnoliopsida; Poales; Bromeliaceae. Bases 107 to 1159 code for a protein of 350 amino acids.
ACAGUUGCUUACUACGCAACGGACCCACGAUUCAACGAAAACGGAGAGGGUGGAGAGAGAGAGAGAGAGAGAGAGAGAGAGAGAGAGAGAGCUCAGGGGCUUGGACAUGGGAACGACGAUACCGAACGCCAUAGGUUGCCCUAGUAGUUUUCACCCCUCCCGUAGACGAAGCUUCUCCGGAUCUCCCCUAUUCACCUCUGCUCUCCCCUCCUCAUCGAGUAGAACGCCCGCGAGGCGCUGUUGGAUGGCGUGUGGAAGCACAUCAGCUGCGGAAAGCCGGAAUUUGGAUGGUGCUAAGAACGUGAAUGAGCAUCCAUGUCUUGCUGAUAACUUGGGAGUCGUCAGAGAUAGUAUAGAUGAUGCUGACGUCCUUAUCGAAUGUAGAGAUGUCCACAAGUCCUUUGGAGACAAACAUAUUUUGAGAGGUGUCAGCUUCAAGAUUAGACACGGAGAAGCUGUGGGUAUAAUUGGGCCUUCAGGCACUGGCAAGUCUACUAUAUUGAAGGUUAUGGCUGGGCUUUUAGCCCCCGACAAGGGUGACGUUUUCAUUUGUGGAAGAAAAAGGCAUGGUUUAAUUAGUGAUGAGGAGAUUCCGGGCCUCCGAAUUGGCUUGGUGUUUCAGAGCGCAGCACUUUUUGACUCUCUAACAGUCCGUGAAAAUGUUGGUUUUCUAUUGUAUGAAAACUCCAAAAUGCCUGAGAAUCGGAUAUUAGAGAGGGUAACAGAAACUUUGGCUGCAGUUGGGUUGAAGGGUGUGGAGGACCGCUUUCCUUCCGAACUGUCCGGCGGCAUGAAAAAGAGGGUAGCAUUAGCUCGCUCCAUAAUCUUCGAUGAUACGAAGGAAAUGAUAGAACCAGAGGUGCUGUUAUAUGAUGAACCCACGGCAGGGCUUGACCCAAUUGCUUCCACUGUCGUGGAAGAUCUUAUACGUUCUGUACAUGUGAGAAGGAACGACGCUCUUGGUAUACCAGGAAAGAUAGCAUCUUACGUGGUUGUCACUCAUCAACAUAGCACAAUAAGAAGAGCUGUUGAUAGAUUGUUGUUUCUCUAUGAGGGAAGGAUAGUGUGGGAAGGAAUGACACAGGAGUUCACGAGAUCCACUAACCCCAUUGUUAGACAGUUUGCUUCUGGUAGCUUGGAUGGGCCUAUAAGAUACUGAGAAUGCUUUAUAAAGCUGCCGAACUUUUGUCUCCUUUGUCCUCUGUUAUAUUGAGCAUUAAUAUACAAUCAUCUAUUGUGCUAAUAUACGAGUAUCUCUCUCUCUCUCUCUCUCUCUCUCUCUCUCUCUCUCUCUCUCCCUAACUGCAUGGCCCAUUUGUCUAAUGCAGCAUUCUGUAUCGCAAAUUGCGGAUUGGUAGUUGUAUAUAAGGCAAUACCUGGUUUUCACUUUGAAGAGAGAGAAAUUUUUUGAAGGA